Micropterus salmoides (largemouth bass) is the source of this 3165-nucleotide messenger RNA. RefSeq names its product phosphorylase, glycogen, liver (gene pygl). Bases 69 to 2630 code for a protein of 853 amino acids. The transcript is spliced from 20 exons. Gene Ontology annotation, cellular component: cytoplasm. NCBI's taxonomy places the organism in Eukaryota, Metazoa, Chordata, Actinopteri, Centrarchiformes, Centrarchidae. Gene Ontology annotation, biological process: glycogen catabolic process. Gene Ontology annotation, molecular function: glycogen phosphorylase activity; pyridoxal phosphate binding. The record is from RefSeq and is a predicted model, not a curated record.
UUACCUUUCAACUUCACUUCCAGCCUGCAUACAAUUACAGUAACUCUGGACAAAACUGCCCACCCAGCAUGGCGAAACCUCUCACAGACCAGGAGAAGCGCAAGCAGAUCAGCAUCAGGGGGAUUGUAGGAGUGGAGAAUGUUGCAGAGCUGAAGAAGGGCUUCAAUCGUCACCUGCACUUCACCCUGGUGAAAGACAGAAACAUUGCUACACCCAGGGAUUAUUACUUUGCCUUAGCUCACACUGUGAGAGAUCACCUGGUGGGGAGAUGGAUCAGAACACAACAGUUUUACUAUGAAGCAGACCCAAAGAGGGUGUAUUAUCUGUCUCUGGAGUUCUACAUGGGCAGGACUCUCCAAAACACAAUGAUCAACCUCGGACUGCAGAACGCCUGCGAUGAAGCCAUCUACCAGCUCGGCCUGGACAUGGAGGAGCUAGAGGAGAUGGAGGAGGAUGCAGGCCUGGGGAAUGGAGGUCUGGGCAGACUGGCAGCAUGUUUCUUGGAUUCGAUGGCCACCUUGGGUCUUGCAGCGUACGGUUAUGGCAUCCGAUAUGAAUAUGGAAUCUUUAACCAGAAGAUAAGAGAUGGAUGGCAGGUGGAGGAGGCAGAUGAUUGGCUGAGACAUGGAAAUCCAUGGGAGAAAGCACGUCCUGAGUACAUGUUGCCAGUUCACUUCUAUGGACGAGUAGAGGAGACGAGAGAUGGCACCAAAUGGGUCGACACUCAGGUGGUUUUGGCGAUGCCUUAUGACACACCCAUCCCUGGCUAUAUGAACAACACUGUAAAUACCAUGAGGCUGUGGUCCGCUCGUGCCCCCAACGACUUUAACUUGAGAGACUUUAAUGUUGGAGAUUACAUCCAGGCUGUUCUGGACAGAAAUCUGGCAGAGAACAUCUCCCGUGUUCUCUACCCCAAUGACAAUUUCUUUGAAGGAAAAGAGCUGCGCCUGAAGCAGGAGUACUUUGUUGUGGCGGCCACACUCCAAGACAUCAUCCGCCGCUUCAAGACAACUAAAAAGGGCGCCCCGGGCCGAACCUCUUUUGAGAGCUUUCCAGACAAAGUCGCCAUCCAGUUGAAUGACACUCAUCCAGCCAUGGCCAUCCCCGAGCUGAUGAGAAUCUUUGUGGACAUUGAGAAACUUGACUGGGACACGGCCUGGGACCUCACUAGGCGCACUUUUGCAUACACCAAUCACACAGUCCUCCCCGAGGCUCUGGAGCGCUGGCCUGUGCAGCUGCUGGAGAAGCUUCUGCCCAGACACCUGCAGAUCAUCUACCAGAUCAACCAGGUCCACCUCGACAGGAUUGCUGCUCUCUAUCCAAAAGACAUGGACAAACUGAGGAAAAUGUCUCUGAUUGAAGAAGAUGGAUGCAAGAGGGUGAACAUGGCGCACCUGUGCAUUGUGGGAUCUCACGCUGUUAACGGAGUAGCUGAGAUACACUCCAACAUCAUUAAGACUGAAACAUUUCGUGAUUUCAAUGAACUAGAACCGAAGAAAUUCCAGAACAAAACCAACGGCAUCACUCCCAGACGCUGGCUUCUGCUCUGCAACCCCGGACUGGCUGAGCUUAUAGCUGAGGUCAUUGGGGAGGAUUAUGUGAAGGACCUCAACCAGCUACAGAAGCUGAAUGACUUUGUUGAUAAUGCUGCCCUGAUCCGUGAUGUAUCCAAAGUGAAACAGGACAACAAGGUGAAAUUUGCCCAAUACCUGGAGAACGAGUACAGGGUGAAAAUAAAUGCAUCCUCCAUGUUUGAUGUCCACGUGAAGAGAAUCCACGAGUACAAGCGGCAACUCCUCAACUGCCUGCACAUCAUCGUCAUGUACAACCGAAUCAGAAAGAACCCCACUGCACCUUUUGUACCACGAACGGUGAUCAUCGGGGGAAAGGCUGCUCCUGGGUAUCACAUGGCGAAGCUAAUCAUCAAGCUGAUCACCUCAGUGGCUGAUGUGGUAAAUAAUGACCCUGUGGUGGGAAACAAGCUGAAGGUAAUCUACCUGGAGAACUACAGGGUCUCUCUAGCAGAGAAAGUGAUACCUGCCACAGAUUUGUCAGAGCAGAUCUCCACUGCUGGCACUGAAGCCUCAGGAACAGGGAACAUGAAGUUCAUGCUGAAUGGAGCGCUGACCAUCGGCACCAUGGAUGGAGCCAAUGUGGAGAUGGCUGAGGAGGCUGGGGAGGAGAACCUGUUCAUCUUUGGCAUGAGGGUGGAGGAUGUGGCUGAAAUGGACAAAAGGGGAUAUGAUGCCAUGUCGUAUUAUAAGAAGAUUCCUGAACUGAAAGAAGUGAUGGACCAGAUUACAAGUGGAUUUUUCAGCCCCAGAAAUCCAGAGCUUUUCAAAGACCUCACAAACAUGCUCUUCAACCAUGACCGUUUCAAAGUGUUUGCCGACUUUGAAGACUACAUCAAAUGCCAAGGGAAAGUCAACAAGCUCUAUCAGAAUCCACAGGAGUGGACAAAGAUGGUGAUCAAGAACAUCGCUGCAACAGGAAAGUUCUCCAGCGACAGAACCAUCACACAGUACGCCACUGAGGUGUGGGGCGUCGAGCCGACUGACCUGAAGAUCCCGCCUCCGAAUGAGCCGAGAGAGGCCAUUGAGGAAACGGCCCGAGCUCUGAAGAAAAUGUGAGGCUGCUUCACUAACGAGGCCUACCUUCAUGUUUACAAAUCAUUUAUUGUUCCUUCCCUGCUGUGCCUUUAACCUUAACUUUACAUAUCACUGAACCUUUUUCAAGAACUUGAAAGAGCGUUUCAGAAAUCAGAUCUGCACGUUUUCAUUUUCUGAACACUUUUUACUGUCACAACACCUGAGUCAAGAACAUUGCAUUAAAACGUGUCUGUUACAAUCCUUUAGCACAAAUACAUACAAUAAACCACAAGUCAGUAUGGAGAGCCGAGAAGUCAAAUACUUCAUACUUCAUAUUUUACAUUUCUGGAGAUCAGGAUUGGUGAGGCUGCUGCAUGUCAGGAAUUCAGUAGUAACUGAGCAGCUGACUAAACUGUAUUUUUAACUACAUUAAACAUAGACUGAAACAUUUCUAAGACUUAUUUGCAUCUGUAUCAGUAUCAACUUGACUAAGGAAAGGAACAAAAAACUUCACUUGUGAUCUACAGUAUUUUGUCCGAGUGUUGAAAUAAAAAGGUAUUCUGCCAUGUGAGAUAAA